Messenger RNA from Eimeria maxima, 894 nucleotides. RefSeq lists its product as hypothetical. Gene Ontology annotation, biological process: nucleotide-excision repair; telomere maintenance; mitotic intra-S DNA damage checkpoint signaling. The transcript has 12 exons. Lineage: Eukaryota; Apicomplexa; Conoidasida; Eucoccidiorida; Eimeriidae. The record is from RefSeq and is a predicted model, not a curated record. Bases 1 to 894 code for a protein of 297 amino acids. Gene Ontology annotation, cellular component: site of double-strand break; checkpoint clamp complex.
AUGAAAUUCAGCGCUUCUCUGCGUAUAGAGGCUCUUCCUCACCUCAUCGGGAUAACAUCGGCGCUGCAGCGGUUAUCUAGAGGGGGGCCCCCCGGCAGUUGCUGCCUAAAAUUAUCCCCAAAGAAACUUAGUCUUAAUACAAGACAGUCAUCAUGCGAGUUAUACGCUGAAUUGGAUAUGGCGGAAGUAUUUAGUGCAGGUUGGAUAUUAGAGAGUAAAAGGAAUAAUUGUGUUGCUCUGCAAAUAGAGCCAAGACAAUUAUUAGGUACCCUUAAAUUAGCACAAAAUUGUGCUAGGAUUACUGUUAAACUCGCCAAGCGAUCGGGACAAGGAGCGUUGGUGUUUGAAUUUACGGACCUGCAUCUGGCUAAUGUUUGGAUUACACAGGAUUGCCGUGUUGUUCCGCUACAGGGUCAAGCAGUAGAUGAGGCAGGGACCCCUGAAAUCCCUCCUUGCAAGUCGAAUUUAGAGCUUCCCCGUGUGAAGAGUCUUCUUCAAAUGCUCGAACGCCUACGGAAGCUUGGUAGCGAUGAGGUGACGCUGGAGGGCAACAUAAACCCUCAUGACUCCAAUGCAUUUGAUUUGGCUGUUUCUGCGGCCUCCGACCUCGUAACCGCCAAGGCGAUGUACACUCGCUGCUGCCGUCUCGUGCCGGAAGGACAGGAAGCUCCUGCGGAGGUUUCCUUCGUCCGAUCAGUCGUCACGAAACACCUCAUUGCUGGUCUCAAGGCCCUGUUGGACUGCAGCAACAGCCAAGACGGUCUUGUGGCGCUACUGGUGCCGGAGGACGAGUCGCUGCAUGGCUGGUUGUCGGUAGUACUACAGAAUGAAGUGGAGUCCUUCCGUGUGCUGCUUGUACUGCCAACAGUCACUCACAAGGGCCCCAUCGAGUAA